UAUUGGUCUAUAGCAUGUACUUUGCAAUUUGGCAAGGUUAGUGUUCAGGAUUCGUACGAGACCCCCAACGCUCGGGCUGUGCAAGUCUCUUUGACCACCCUGGAGGGAAGAAUAAUCUUUGCUCUUGUAGACCAUUCUUCGGCGACUACCCGAGACGUGGUCGACUUACCCAGACUGGCUCGGCAUGAAUCGGGUCUUCGUGCUCAACGGAAGCCAGGAUUGAACUUGCCCAUAUGGAAUUCCAAACGCGAAUCAAUGGAACACUUCCAAGCAUUGUUAAGGUUUCGUCCAACCGAGGAAAUCCUGCUAUCCAUGGUAGAAUACCCUGCCGAUCUUUUGGUGAUGAAGACCUCCUUCCAAGUUCUGAUGGAUUUGACGACGUGGCAUCUAAACUUAGGCGAGUUGGCUACCGUUGCACGAGAGCUUGAUACCGACGCAACCGCCAAUCCAAGCAAAAUGGUCAUCCAACGCCUCAGCAAGGGUCGCAGCUUGGUCCUUCAGGUGCUCAGUGAUGUAAUACGGCUACGAGAAGUUACAAAAAAUUACCCUAGCGACAACUACAAGCUACUUAGCCAGGUGAUGGUGAUAGUCAAACUCGAAUAUCCUGAGAUCGAUUGGAUCCAGGAGGAGCAAUACUCUCUUUCGGCCGAUGUUUCAAUCAUACUACGCGUGCUAUCACGGCUGGAGCAACAAGCCGAAGAGCUGUCUUCUCAGCUUUGCGAGACCUUUCAAACCUUGACGACCGCAAUUGCCAUCGAAGACUCCGAGUUCAACAAGAAGCAGGCCCAGAGAUCUACCCAGCUUACGCUGCUGGCUGCAAUCUACCUCCCAUUAACCCUCGCUACAGGCAUCUUCGGGAUGAAUAUUCAAGAGAUCAACGGUGGGACGCCUCACUGGUGGGUUGUCUUCAUUGUGAUUGCAAUACUGUUUCUUCCGUCGGCGUCUUUUGUGGUCAUGCUUUUCGCUGGUGACGACAUCAAGAAAACAGUUCAAGCCAUGAGAGAUCGCAAGGAGCGUGAAAUAAAAUAGGGCUUUCAUGUUCCGAGAACGAGCGCCGGUCCCCUUGAUUGGCUGCUUCCCAACGAGGUGGCGGUGGUGUGGUGGGGGCUAGCGCUGGUGAGACAAUCCUAUUUCGACUACGCAGUCUGUCUUCAUGGUGGAAUAGGGGCCAAGACAAGAGAACGAAUUUAGUUUUAGCGAGC
This is a messenger RNA of Paraphaeosphaeria sporulosa, 1202 nucleotides long. RefSeq lists its product as uncharacterized. Gene Ontology annotation, molecular function: metal ion transmembrane transporter activity. The record is from RefSeq and is a predicted model, not a curated record. The transcript has 2 exons. Gene Ontology annotation, biological process: metal ion transport; transmembrane transport. NCBI's taxonomy places the organism in Eukaryota, Fungi, Ascomycota, Dothideomycetes, Pleosporales, Didymosphaeriaceae. Bases 256 to 1029 code for a protein of 257 amino acids. Gene Ontology annotation, cellular component: membrane.